Messenger RNA from Penicillium manginii, 831 nucleotides. RefSeq names its product putative polyadenylation factor subunit CstF64. Gene Ontology annotation, cellular component: mRNA cleavage and polyadenylation specificity factor complex. NCBI's taxonomy places the organism in Eukaryota, Fungi, Ascomycota, Eurotiomycetes, Eurotiales, Aspergillaceae. The transcript has 3 exons. Gene Ontology annotation, molecular function: mRNA binding. The record is from RefSeq and is a predicted model, not a curated record. Gene Ontology annotation, biological process: mRNA 3'-end processing. The coding region runs from base 1 to 831 and encodes 276 amino acids.
AUGGCGCCAGACCGCAGUGGAAAGAGUGUGUUCCUGGGGAACAUUCCCUACAACCUUACCGAGGAGCAAGUCAAAGACAUCCUCAGCACAGCCGGGACUGUUACAAAGUUUCGCCUCAUGAUGAACCCAGAGACCGGCAAACCAAAGGGAUAUGGAUUUGCCGACUUCGCCGACGCCGACGCUGCAGCUUCAGCCGUGCGAAAUCUGAACGACUAUGAGAUUAUGGGCCGCAAGAUUCGGGUUGACUGGCCGCACAACAAUGAAAAGGACUCAGUACCUACAGACUAUCCGGAGGAUUCGCAACCCAUGACCCAAGACCCAUCGCAACAGAUGCAACAAAUCCCCGGAUCUGUACCCCUCCCUCCUCUUCCGCCUGGUAUUGAACUUCCACCCCAUGUCGACACCCCAACUGCCAUUGGCCAUACUCUUGCAUCUCUCCAUCCAAGCGCGCUCCUCGAAGUUCUCAGCCAAAUGAAGUCUCUAGCUGUGGCCGAUCCGGCCCGCGCAACAGAGCUCUUGCGCCAAGCUCCCCAACUCGCAUACGCGAUCUUCCAGGCCAUGCUGCUUAUGAAUCUCGUGGAAUAUCAACUCCUGGGAUCGAUCGUCGAACAGGCUUCACAACCUGCGCCGCCUACUCAGUCCUUGCCCCAGUACCAAGGAUACGGCGCCAUGCCUGGCCAACAACAAGCUGCUCCCCAGAUCCCCAACCAAGAGGAACUUCUGCAGCAGGUUCUUAGCAUGCCACAGUCUGCAAUUGAUGCCCUCCCUGCGAACGAGAGGAGCCAAAUCAUGAUCCUGCGCCAACAGUUGAUGCAGGGCGGUAUGCGCUAG